CGCUAACCUAACAUUUUUCGGUACGUUUAUUUGUUGCCCGGACUGCACGUGUAAAGUAAACUUUGUUGUGUUCCAAUUACCGUGAAUCUAAAACCGAAAAUGGCCAACGAUUUAGAUCAGCAAAUUAUCAAACAGCUCGAAUACUAUUUCGGGGACAUAAAUCUACCGAGGGAUAAAUUUUUGCAAGAGAAAUUGAAGGAAGACGACGGAUGGGUCACCUUAGAGGUUCUGCUAACGUUUAAGCGCUUAGCUGCCCUUUCUACCGAUACAGAAGUCAUCGCCAAGGCGGCCGAGAAGUCAGAAAACAAAAUAGUAGAAGUUAGUGAAGACCACAAGAAAAUCCGGCGCCAUCCCGAUAACCCGGUGCCCGAAUUAACCGCAGAAAGGCGCCAAAUUUUAAUGGAUAGAACUGCUUAUGUAAAAGGUUUCCCGUUGGACGAAGACCUCAGUAAGAUAAUCGAAUUCAUGGAGCCCCACAAAGUGGAAUCCUGCCAUCGAAGAACGAAGAAAGACCACACAUUUAAAGGCUCUUGCUUCAUUAUCUUCAAAGACGUCGAGGCUUGUAAAACAUUUGUCGAACUCGAAAGCCUAAAAUACGGGGAACAAGAGCUAAUAAGGAAAUUCCAAAAAGUAUACUUGGACGAAAAGCGGGCGCAGUUCAAGAAGGACAAGGCCGCUUUGGCGCAGGCCAAGAAAGACAAGGCUGCGUUGGCUGAUAGUCAAAAACAGGAGCAAAUCGAUUUCCCCAAAGGGGCUGUAAUACAUUUCACCGGGCUGGAAGAGGGCCAGUGUUUGACGCGGGAAGAACUGAAAGAGAAAGUCAAGGAAGUGGGAGAGUUGGAGACUCAAUUUAUAGAUUUCACCAAAGGAGAUUUGCAAGGUUAUUUCCGUUUUCCGGAAGCGAACAAUGCCGUUGAUUUCUUCAAGAAGCUUACCGAUGGGGAAUUGGAAGUAAGUGGAUACAAGCUGAAAUUGAGGGUGUUAGAAGGACAGGAAGAAGAGGAAUACCUGAAGAAAAGUUCAGAUGCAAUUCACGAAUUAAGGAAGAAGCAAAAGCAGGGCGGUAAAUUUAGGAAACGCAAGUUUAAUCACAGUCACGGCGGUAAAAAUGCGAAAUCCAAAAAAACAGAAUAAUCUGUCUAUUCCAUUUUAUUUUUAAUAACUUUAGUUUUAUUUCUAAUUGCUGAAAAGAUACUUGUAUAUCUUGAACAAGAUUGUAUUAGUAACAUAAGGUCACAAAUAUGGGUCAUGUUACUCAUUAAGAAUUUUGUGUGUUAUGAAAUGAAAUAAAAGAUUCAUUAAAAACUCCUUGAAAGUAGGAAAUUGAUAUUUUCUUCUUGCGUUCGUUUUGUUUUCAAAUCAGUUUUACUUGGGAUAUUGAGAGUUUAAAUACAUAACAUGACUGUUAAAUAUGGUUUUAUGUUGCUAAAAAUUUAUAAUUUUGUUGUAUUUGUUGAGGGAGUUGAAAAAUAUCUGGUGAGUAUCCAAACAAAUUGGCGACUAAUCGUAAUUUUGUUCGUUGUUAUAAAUUGGUGUACAGAUAAGUGCAAAUUUGUUCGCAAUAUCAUCAAUUCAAUGAGUUGAACAAAGAUAUUAAUAAUAUAACAUUGGUUAGAGUGAGAGAGUUUGUAACACAACAAUAUCACUUUUUUUUUCCUUCUUGAGACUAAUAGAAGUUGUCUUUGUCGCACUUGCAGCCCGUGUUGGGAGCAAAUUUGCACUUACCUGUAUGUAUUCGAGUUACUUCUUUUUAAAUAUGUAGCUCUCGAAAUAUU
Messenger RNA from Phyllotreta striolata, 1775 nucleotides. The record is from the annotation of a GenBank genome assembly. NCBI's taxonomy places the organism in Eukaryota, Metazoa, Arthropoda, Insecta, Coleoptera, Chrysomelidae.